AUGAAGUCUCUUCUCCGACGAUUUUUGAAUGACGAGACAAAGAUCAAAGAAGUUCUAGAUGCUCUGUCGAAGGAGCAAGUCUCCAACGAUAUAACCGAUGCAGAAUACGAGAUGCGUGUGGUGAAGUCAAACACGAGAGAUCAGAAUCAACAUUUAAUAGAUUAUAUGAUAAUCUUGGAUAGAAACAUCAAUAUGAAGAAAGAGUUCCUAAAAACGAGUGCGAUUUCAUCUAGAAUUACCGUCGCAGGAAGAAACAGAAGCAGCGGUGGUGGAGGUGGAGUAAUGGAUGUUCGAUGGUGGCUGGUCGGCGAUGAGGAUCAAGGGAAAAUUGAGAGAGGUGUGGAUUGGGGAAGGAGAAUGACGAUUUAG
Lactuca virosa is the source of this 369-nucleotide messenger RNA. The record is from the annotation of a GenBank genome assembly. Lineage: Eukaryota; Viridiplantae; Streptophyta; Magnoliopsida; Asterales; Asteraceae.